Messenger RNA from Funneliformis mosseae, 1002 nucleotides. NCBI's taxonomy places the organism in Eukaryota, Fungi, Glomeromycota, Glomeromycetes, Glomerales, Glomeraceae. The record is from the annotation of a GenBank genome assembly.
AUGAAAAAAAUCUUAUCGUAUUUAAUAAUUUCCGUAUUAAUAUGUAGCCAGAGCAAAGCACAACAACCAUCAUCACAUGCAACAACGGUAGAUCCCGCAUUAAAGGAUCAAUGGUGUAGUGCCACAAUUGAAACGUGUCUUGCAAUAUGUAAAAAUAGGAAAACUGUACCAGCGUCAAAUACUUGUUCCCAAUUAAAUUUAGUAAUAAAUUGUUUAUGUUCAGAUGGUUAUCCUCCAAAUUUAGAUAAUUACGAAAAUACGGUUUCAUACUUUGUUUGUGAAUAUAAUAGACUGGCUGGUCCUUGUACAAAUACAUGUUUUUUAGUACCACCGACAGUGCCGACAGUGCCGACAGUGCUACCAUCGAAAGCACCCGCAGUUGAACCUGUACCUGUAACUCCCAAGGUACCAACGACCGACGAGUCAGAUAAAAAUUCAAAAAACAAAAAUUCUGUCGCGUUAGCGAUUGGAUUAAGUGCAUCAUUCUUAUCAGCGAUAAUAGCGAUAUCAUUGGUAAUAUGGGUUAGACGCAGACGUAAGAGAUUACAAUCAAAACCACCUAAUUAUUUCAUCCCCGCGCCUAAAAGAAAAAUCAGUAAUCGUAGUCUGUGCGACGGUCCAUCAGUGGGAAGAAGUUUAACAUCAUUAAGAGGAGGUCUAGUUAAAGAUAGUAACGGAAGUAUUGGUACAAAUUCUUCAUCAGGAUCAAUCAUGCAGUCUCAAGAAAAUAGUGAUGGAUCAGGCAUCGUUAUUACCAAAACUCAUUCUGUUAGCGUACAUCAAGACAAUGAUUAUUUUGGUUCAAACUCUUUUUCACAUUUAAGCGCCACCAACAGUAUCGCUUCGGUUGAUUAUUAUAAUAAAUUCGGUAGCGUUGAAAAUUUAACCGCUGAUCUUUCCGGAAUGGGUGGCAAGGCUAUCUAUAAACCUGGUAAUAGAAAUAGUGGUGGUAGCGGUAGUCAAAUUACUUCUAACGAUGAUAAAUCUUAUGCAUACAUAUGA